CAUGUUCGCGUUCAUGUUCUUAUAUAACCGGUAGCAUACAACAGCACGCGAUGUGAUUUUUUUUGUGGUUCCGUGACGCAUAUUGACUCAUCCAGAAUUUCUGGUAAAAAACGUUUUUUUGCUAUCUCUGUGAAUUGACAUGAUAACUAAUUAUUAGUGGCAGUAAUUAAUUAGAGUGGUGGUUAAAAAAUACAUUUAACAAAGUGAUAAUGUAUCUAGGAUGUCUAAUUUACCGAAACUUAAACAAACUAACGGACAAACGGGCACGAAGCCAAAAUCAAAAUUGGCUCGAUUGACAUCUUCACGAUUUUCCCCUAAGAAACAACAAACUGUGCCAUCAACAUCAGCUUUAGAAGUUUCAAAUUCACUUCCAGUCCAAGUCACAUCCUCGCUAUUGACAGCGUCACCGAAACGUUCGCCAAGACAUAGUAAUAAUAAUAAUAAUAGUAACAAUAAUAAUCAAGACGCGGGUGGUACUCAAGUGGGCGCCAAGUCUGUAACUUUCGAACAAGACUUUCAUCAGCAGCCACCCGAGGAAAUGGGUCUUGUUUAUGGACCUAUGUCUAUGUUUAUUAACACCGAAGAACCAGUAAUAUCUUUCUUAGAAUUUGAGUCACUGUACAAUCUCGAGAAAGAAUUGAGUCAGGCGCGAAAAGAUCCAAUCGCCGAAUUGGACGAAAAGUGUAUUUUCGGCGGGUGGUUCGGAACGCGACAAGGUGUCUACACAGAAUUGCCUGAUCCUUGUAGAAAUGUUGAGUGGAUUGCCAGUCGAGGUCAAACAUAUUCUCAGCAUCCUCCUUCCAGUCAAGUGCCCACCGAAGGAUUCAGCUUCGCGCCUGGAUGGGCAUUGAAUCCCGAGCAUUUUUACCAGUGGCAGCAGCGCGGAAAAUCUAUCCAGCAGAUCUACACAGACUGGGCGAAUCAUUACCUCGAGCGAGGUGGAUGCAAAAGAAGAGUCACUGACCUCCAGGCAGAUCUCUGCGACGGAGUCCUUCUUGCCGAUCUCAUCGAGUCCGUCACGAAUCAGAAGGUGAUAGACAUAAACCGAAAACCGAAGAGCGCUCAACAAAUGGUGGAAAACGUGAGUUUAUGCGUGGGUGCGCUUCGUGUCCUCGGCGCUGAUGUGGGUGCUGUCAAUCCCGGGGAACUGUCAACCGGCACCUCUCUGAGACCCGUUCUCGCACUACUGUUCGCUUUAUCCAGGCACAAACAGCGGGCUAAGCAGCUUCAAGACAUGCCGAGACUACCAUCGCCGUACAACAAACAGACAGCCGCAGGGGGUGGUUCGACAAGCAUCCCCUUGCCUGCCACCGUCACUGCGACAAGAAGAUGCCCUCCGGACAAGGUCAGGCCAGUCGCUGCCCCCACACAUCAAACACAGCUCAGUGGAUUAAAACACGGUAAUGGUGGGAUCGCAAGUGCCAGUAGUUCGCGUAGUACGAGCCCGAGUCAACAGCCACCGCAAGGAUUGUCCUUCAUUCCACAACCGCGAACGCAAAAUACAAACCGACAGCCCACGGCUACGACACCCAGCCCGAGAACAUCAACAGUUGGUCGACCUAGUGGAGUUCUGAGAGCGCCGCAGUCUUCGCCGUACGCUGCACCACCGGCACCAGCUCCGGUGCAGCAGAACAAGAACUCAGUGUUGGACAAAUUCAAAUUAUUUAAUAACAAAGACAAGAACCAGGACAAAGGAAAAACGUCAUCGGGAGUGUCCAAGCGUACGUCCAGUUCGUCAGGAUUUUCUUCGGCGCGUUCCGAGCACUCGGACAGCUCGACCUCGCUGUGCGACCAGAGCAAGAAUUUAGCCGAGUCGCCGAAGACCAAGACCCUCAAGUCUAAACUCCAGUCGAAACAGUCCACCAAGCAGUCGAGUCCCAAGUCGGGGCGAAAAGAUCAAACUAAAGCGCAGACUAAAAUCGUACGGAAAGGUGCCGAGAAAUUAACAUAUCCGCCUAUAGAAGAUGCCAAGUCGAGCAUUAAGAUUGCGAAUAUCAAUGCAAAUAAAAUUACAGCAGACAAACGCCCGAAUAACUUGGAACCGUUGAAGCAACAGCAAUUGGGGACGCAGAAAUUCAAUUCCGCGUUAAUCCCGCCGGGGCACCAGAAGCCGACAAUACAAGAAACUAAAAUAGUUAAUAAAGUAGAGCAAAAGUCAAUACAGAGGCCGAAAAUGGAGCUACCGAGCAAGAUAACUGACCCAAAGAUACACUCGCCGAGUCUCAAAGUUCCACUUAACGGUUUAAAUAAAGAUGUGAUAACUGGGAAAACAUUUACGACAUGCAAUGGACUGAUCAGAUCUCCCAGUCUCGGCAGCUCUCCGAUCCACGAGAGUUCACUCGACAAGACACUCAGCAUGAACCAGGCGAACGCAAACCUAACUGAUGACAAAAUAAUGGAGAUACAGAGAAUUGAUAAUAAUUUAGACACUGACUUAAGCAACAAAAAGACUGAUCUAGAGACUAUAGAUAUUUGUAAACAAUCAUCAAUUGAAAACAAUCAUAUCAGCGACAAGUGCGAUGACAUGGACAUAAAUAACGACGAGUCUUCCAAUCCAAUCACCGCCAAAGUUCAUAUCAGCGAAAAAACGGGCAGUCCAGUCGGCCACCAAGAAAUACUGAGCCCACAUAAGUCUGGCAGCAACGUGAGUCCGUUUCCCGGGCCAAAUCCACCUGGACAAACAGCUCCGGGUCUCAGCCCGGGCUCGAGUAUUCCCAAGCCGAUGGCUUUAGUUAAAGGCACGACAAAGCCACCGAAAGAACCGUCUAUGCCAACAAUACCAGCUGCGAUGAAAUUAAAAGCGGACUCACUGCAUCGUAAACUGGAUCCAAACACCGUCGCGAUGGUGUCUCCCAUGCCAAGCAUAUCAGACCUCAUGUCCGAGAGCUCGCACAGCAACUCCAACAGCACAGGACAGAGUAAUUCCAGUGAUAGCAGUGUUAUCUAUCGACCGAGCAGCGAGAGCGGAAGUGAGAUUAAAACAAUUCCUAACAGGAAAAUCGAUACCACGUUCGAGCAAAUAGAGAAGGUGAGCAAACCGGUGUUAUCGGAUAGCUGCGGUGGCAAUGUAGCAGAUGACGACACGGAAAUGACUGUGAAACCGAUGCAGCCGUUGCUGCGCGGGUACACACCAGGUGCUCGGUGUCUCCAAACACUUCCCAGCCGCACGACUGGUCGUCAGUACACAAUCCUGCACUCGUCCUCUCAUCACCAUGUCGCCCAAGAUUAUUCCGACAUUGACAUUGCGUCGGGAUACUUGAGCGAUGGGGAAAUCCUCAGAGGGGGAAUGAAUAUCACCAGUCGUAGUACGGUAUCGGAUUUAUGCGAUGGUUAUAUGUCUGAAGGUGGCGCAUCUCUAUAUUCUCGGAGGAUCAAUCCGUCUUAUGGUCACGAUCAUGAUAGGUACGUGAGCAGCUCGAGACGGGAGUUAUCGGGGGUUAAAGAACUUGUGAGCACGAGGAGGGUGCAAAAGAAUAGCCGGCAUCCGACGUCAAAUAUAACACGAGAUGGAUCAACAAUCGGGUGUGAUGGAGUCGGCGGAAUUACAGUCGGACUUUUAGGAGGUUGCAGUGGCGGAAACGACGCCCUGGCCGAGCUCACGAUCGAGGACCUGGCAGCUAUUCCCUCUGGUAAUCACGGUUCUCAUCACACGGGGCAUCCGUCUCACCAUAAGAGGGUGCCAGGAGGCAGUGUCGUCGUGGGGGGUGGCGUCGGCAGUGGCUCAGCCACCCCCCAAACACAACAGGCUAACAACCUAGUGUAUCGUGUGGUCAGCUCUCGUCAUCAGGGACAUCCCCAUGUAAAAAAGUCUGACAGCUCCCAGCAGACUGAAAGCACCGCAUUCAAACAUCAGCAGCAGCAGCAGCAUCAACAGCAGCAGCAGCAGCAACAGCAGCAACAACAACAGCAGCAGCAAAAUAAUUGCUCUCCAAAUAAUAGUAAUUCCAAUAGUCAACAAUGGAAAAAAUAUAUAGAAGCUGGUGCUGCACGAGACAGGGAACGAGACAAGGAGGGAGCGCCAUCGAGUCCUAGUCCCUCUAGACGAUCGCAGGACAAACACAGAAAACAGGCCAUGGCUGAGUACACUAACGGAGAAAAGCCGCAGAAAGUUUCAUCUGGCACGUCGACGAGCAGUAGUAGCAAGGUCAGAGGAGUACCACAGAGCUUCGGAUACGUCAAGAGACACAGCGCUGGUACCAGUCCCAGUCCCAAUGGAGUCCAGAAUGGGAAAGACGCCACGAGGACUGCACAAGUCAGUGCCGUGCCACGUACUAAGGUUAAAGUUUCCGGCGGGACUCAGACGUGCACCACUGAGCUCCAAGCCAACUCGGUUGCGAACCAAGGUCACCAUUACAAGAGCUACAGUCUCACUGGGCCAAGUGCGAGCCAGUUGUCCCAAUCAGUCAGAGACAGACUGAUGCUGGGGUCGCAGAGUUUACCCAAACCCGGAAGCCCAGAGUUCACUGCUCUGUUCGCGUCUGCUCAUCACCGCGACCGCGGAGGCAAUCCCGGUCCAGCCACCGCGGGCUUCACUCCCCGGGUUCUGAAACCCUCUGACGGCAGCCUCAGUGACACCUGCAGCAAUUACGCUGCGCCGGAUAUACAGAGUUACUAUGCACCGAAUAGUCCGUACGCGACUUCUUGGAUGAGACACAGCAACACGUAUACGCCCAGUGGAAGAUCUCAAGGCAUGGGACUCUGCGAGGCAGAUAGCGUCGAAUCAUUAGGAUCUCAUAGAACCAGUUUGAGCCACGCGCGAUUACUGAUGCACCAGCGAGACUCGAGUGGGUCGCCGGCACCUCCGCGGUUAAAUAGAAGCAAUUCUAUCAGCCAUCUGCGGGACAGGACAUUCCCAAGAUCGACAAAGAGCGAGAAAAUGUACCCGUCAAUGCUAACUCGCGGUAGCGGGGCAUCUUCAUCAGUCGGCGAGGAAGUUGGCAUUGGGAUCGGAGUCGGCGGCGAACCCUACUAUAGUGUACCAGUCGGCUCGGCAGGAUGUGCUGGGCAACAUUGGUCGCAACCUACGUCCCCGACACCCACUCACGCCUCCAGACAGCCGCCUAAUCUUUAUCAGCACGUCCAUAAAGACGAUGACAUUCAUGGUUCCUCAGUUUCCUUGGUAUCAACUGCAAGUAGUCUCUACAGCUCUGCCGAAGAAAAACAGGCUCACGAGCUGAGAAAAUUACGUCGCGAGCUGCUUGACGCCCAGGAAAAAGUUCACUCGCUGACCAGCCAACUGUCAACUAACGCCCACGUCGUGUCAGCCUUCGAGCAGAGUCUGUCGAACAUGACCCAAAGGCUCCAGCAGCUCACAGCGACCGCCGAGAAAAAGGAUUCCGAGCUGCAAGAAUUACGUGACACAAUAGAGCGACUCCGAAAACAAAGUGCCGAGGCUGGUUUGAAUAACGGCACGUCACCAAACGGCCGUAGACAUACACUAGGAGACUCGGACUCAGGGACAACGGGUUGCACCGGAGGUUUCAGUAACCACCAUCAGGGCUCAUCAAUUGCACGACAACUUUCAGCAGACAGCGUGACUUCGCUAAACUCUUUGAGCAGCGCGUGCUCAGUCAGCAGUCAUCACAAAAAGAAAGGCUGGCUCCGCAGUUCCUUCUCCAAGGCGUUCUCUAGGUCACGUAAGAACCGUCACGGCUCAGUGUCCGAUGCCGAGGACUGCAAAGACCCUGGAGCCCGGAUCGGGGGCGAACUCAGUGCACCAAAUAGUCCGCGAUUGCCCACGGCAGCCAAGCACGAUAAAAAUAAUCAUGACAAUCAAGGACAGAAGGUCAAUGGACAACAAAAGUCACCAGAGCAUGAGAAUUCCAUGUCUGUGAGUAAGAGCAGCUCGGCUUUAUAUAAAAAGGACAACAAUAAAGAAGAUGAAGACGUUGAUGAGCUGAAGAAACAAUUAAGAGAAAAGGAUAUGGUGCUAACGGACAUUAGACUCGAGGCAUUGUCUUCAGCUCAUCAAUUGGAAUCACUCAAGGAUACUGUUAUUAAAAUGCGCAACGAAAUGCUGAACUUGAAGCAGAAUAAUGAGCGGCUCCAGCGUCUGGUGACAUCAAAGUCCUUGACGUCAUCUCAGUCAUCGCUCCCAAGCGAUCCGGAGCGUCGGUUUAGCAUGACGGAAGUUGUUUCGAGUGUGGCUGCGCUGGCUAACGGUGAUCACGGGUCUGCUGACCAGCUGGAGGACAUCAGUGUCCCUGAGCACCCGAUCGUGCCGACGACGCGCUCGUAUUGUCCGUCGACGACCGCGGAGCCGGUGAUCGAGCAGGAGACUGACGGGAAGCGAAUCCACGUCGCGGUGUAUCUUGGCAGCGAGAACAGCUUUAAUUUGAAUCUCAUAAGCGGGAACGGGGACGGGAUCGCGGGGGGCGAGCCACCGCACUGCGUGAUUGCGAGUGUCUGUAUUUCGAACAAGACAACGUGGGAUUCGUUGGACUCAACAGUGAGGCGCUGCUUCAAAGAAUACGUGUCGCGAGUUGACCCGGUUACUAAUCUUGGACUGGGAGUUGAAUGCGUGGCUUCUUAUCACUUGGGAGAGGCGUCAAGAUGCACGUCGGACUCGCAGCAUCCGGAGCUUUUGCCCUGCGGAUACUUGAUCGGUCAUGUCAAGACUAUUUACCUGGUGCUCAGUGGGUACUCGUGGCUCGCAAUAGACACUCUGAUCCCCCGGUCAAUAGUCCAGCGGCUGAUAAAUCUUCUGACUGAACACCGUCGCGUUAUUCUCUGCGGGCCCAGCGGCACUGGCAAGAGUUAUCUCGCCGGGAAACUCGCUCACGCGCUUGUAGACUCCGAUUCCGAGACCAAAGACGCUGCUGCGGUCGCGACAUUUAAUGUCGACCACAAGUCCAGCAAAGAAUUGCGCCAAUACUUGGCCCACAUUGCCGAGCGUUGUGAUUCAAACGCCGCUGACGAAUUGCCCCGAGUUAUUAUUCUCGAGAACUUACAGCACGCGGCUUCGUUGGGUGAAUUAUUUAGCGGUCUGCUAGGAACUCGUCAUCUAUCUUGUCCAGCAAUAAUUGGUACCAUGAGCCAAGCAACUUGCAGCACCACAAACCUACAGCUGCACCACAAUUUCCGCUGGGUUUUGUGCGCAAAUCACAUGGAGCCAGUAAAAGGAUUCCUGGGUCGUUAUUUAAGACGCAAAUUACUCGAGCACGAGUUACGCGAAGCUGAUGGAUCAAGAAACGCUGAGAUGGCCGCAGUCGUCGAGUGGCUGCCACGUGUAUGGCUGCAUUUAAAUAAAUUUUUAGAGACUCACAGCAGCUCGGACGUGACAAUUGGCCCGCGGUUAUUUUUGUCAUGCCCAAUGCAAGUCGCGGGCUCUCAGGUUUGGUUCACUGACUUGUGGAACUACUCAGUUAUUCCGUAUCUAGUGGAAGCCGUCAGAGAAGGUCUGACUCUCUAUGGAAGACGUGCCAGUGGGAAUGGUAACACUGACGGUGCCUGGGAAGAUCCGGCCCAAUUUAUCGUCACAAGUUACCCCUGGAUUUCGACCCAUGCCGUUCAUGGUGGUAGCGAUGCUCUCUUGCGUCUUAGACCCGAAGACGUCGGCUAUGAUGUCGUUAAUUCAGGCCACGGUGCAGGAGUUGGUGCUUCUAGUGUUAAGAGUCUUGGCAGCGCGCACAGUGACACCGAAGGCGAUCCACUUUUGAAUAUGCUCAUGAGACUACAGGAAGCAGCCAAUUACUCAAGUCCGCACAGCAACGACAGCGACUCAGUGACUUCCCUAGACUCUUCUCACACUCGACACUCAGAAGAUCUCAAUACUUCGACAUCUUCAAGAGGAGUCGAGUCCGCGCUGUAAGAUUUGACCGGAAAAAAUAUUUUUAAAAGAAAUAAAAUUUGAAUACCAGGGCAAUAAAAAUUUAAAUAUCAAGACCUUGCCAUCUUUUUUAUCAACGUCAGUAAUAAAAUUAUUUUUUGUCAACCGACGGUUUGCUAAAUUUAUACAACUUUUAUAUUAAAUUUAACAAGACGUAUUUAUUAUUUUUAAUACUUUAAUACUGAAUUUAAAUUAAUAUGAUAUUUAUAAAUUAUUAAACGGUCUAACAAUGGCGAUAAUUUAACCGUAGGAAGCAUCAAUAUACAAUGCAAUAAAUAAGGUUACGUGUCAAUAUAUUUUAAUUAAUUCAAUCGAUAUAUAAAUUUAAUAAUAGUAAAUAAUAAUAAUAAUAAUAAAAAUAUAUUGAUGGCUAUACAAUGAAAGAUUGAUAGUUGAGGUGAAAGUGAUUAAUUUUUUUUUAAUAAAUCAAGUAUACAGUAUUAAUCAAGAGUACUUGAUCAUCUCGACAUAGAUUUUAUUAAUUAUUAUUAUUUUUAAUAAUAAUAAUAAUUAAUUAACGAUCAAAGGUUCAAUACAACUGGUGAUAUCUGAAUAAUUUAAAAUAGUAAGAGAAAAAUAAAUAAAUAUAAAAUUGUCCCAGUGAGAGAUUGAACCUCGGGUUCGACGGUUUCCAGUUUUUACCCCCACUCUGGGUGAAAAUCUCCCACUUUCCUAUACGCAUGCGCAGUUUAAAAAAGCUGGGGAGUGGGAGAGACCCGAAGCUCAGUCUCUCCCUGGGAGAAGUUCAAACCAG
This is a messenger RNA of Microplitis mediator, 8582 nucleotides long. RefSeq names its product protein sickie (gene sick). Lineage: Eukaryota; Metazoa; Arthropoda; Insecta; Hymenoptera; Braconidae. Gene Ontology annotation, biological process: neurogenesis; nervous system development. The coding region runs from base 221 to 7810 and encodes 2529 amino acids. The record is from RefSeq and is a predicted model, not a curated record. The transcript is spliced from 20 exons. Gene Ontology annotation, molecular function: protein binding; ATP hydrolysis activity.